AUGUCUGAGACAAAUGGAACGCCUAACCGACGUCGAGCCCGAGACGAGGACAACAACAACAACAACAAUGUCGAAGAUAGUGAAGGAAGAACUAGGAAACGAAGGGCCUUUCUCCAGACUAUGGGCCAACAGCUCCGUGAGUUUGGUGUAGAAGGGACAAGCCCACAGGAUCUCAACCGCAAUACGUUCGGCGCAAGUCCCGGAACUCGUGCCCAACCCGGAUUUCGUUCAACAAACACAGCAGCUAACCAGACCAUGGUUGGGAAUGUACAGACUCCCGAAAGCGAUGCAGCACCUGGAGAGGAUGAUCAACUUCCGGCCGGUGCUGCCAAAAGUGCAUCAAAAUGGCUCUGGACCAUUAACGAGGUGCUUCCACCGUCUGUGGCAGGGAAUGCAUCGUCAUUAAGCUUCGAGGACCUCCUUGAUAUGAGUCAAAGCUAUUUCGAUCUUUGGCAUCCGGCGUUCCCAUUCAUAAAUGCACCUUCUCUCAUUGAUUACAUACGUCGCAUUACCCAAACAGGCCUACAGUUACCCUCAUCAUCGCCAUCAGACAGCUUUUACAACAUCAUCCUACGAUCAGUUAUGUCUAUUUCUGUCGCCGAUCGGAGACAGAUGCAAGCUUCGCGCAAGGUUCUGCCCUCUGCCCUCAUCUUUCAUUCCUUCAACGAUGCUAUCACCAGUAUUCAGCUGGUGCUAACCGAGGAGAGUUCAAUACUAUCGCUCCAAGCCCUCAUGUCCACAUCGAACAACUUCAGUAGUGGACAAAGAGAGCGCAUUACAUACAUAUGCAUCCGCCUAGGGACACCUCUUGGCAUACGGUCCGACGAAAUGGAUGUAUGCUUCCCGCAUGACGAACGCCACAACGCUCGUGAAGAUCAAGGAGUUCAGGAGGCACACCCUAAUGGUUUGGUUCCAGAGCGUGAUGACCGCCUCAAUCUACUGGAGUUCCUAGCGCGACACGCAAGCAUACGGGGUGCCAUAAUGGAAAAUCGGAACAAAUCGGCUCUCAAAGAUGAUUACAAUGAAGCCGAUAAAACUCUGGAGGUUGAAGCGGAGCACAACAGGUGGUGGAACACAGUGGAUGAGUAUCUCUCCGAUGAUGAAGGAGCACAAAGCAUUACCAAAGCACAUCAAGUCACAUUGAUUGUGCUACGCUUCGAAUCCGUACUUGCACUUCAUCGCUCUGUACUCGCCACAUCAAAGAAGAACUCCGCGUACAAUGCUGCACUCCAAAGAUGCAUUUCGGCCUCGAGGUCCAUCAUCAACACGUUACACAAAGCACUCAGAGGGUUCGGCGCUUUUGACGGCUCACCGGGCCAGAAUGGAUACGAAAGCACACCACUUGUAUGGCCUUCUUUCACCUGGGCUGUGUGGAUGAGUGUGUUCAUCGUCGUAUUCGCUGCUUCUGAAGGACAGUUUGCGCGUGAUACAGCGCUGCGCCUUGCGGAUCGAAGUGUGCAAAUACUCCAGCAUCUUGCAUUGAGAGGGACAAGUUGGCCCGAAGCUUGUAUCACUGCCGUACAAAAUCUCACAGCACGGCUACGUGAAGGAUCCACAUGGAGCUCUACAGUUGCGCCAGCGCCUGCACCAGAGCGAAGGGACACCACAAGCACAUCGUCGGUCCAUAUGCAGAAUAGGAGUGCAAGCCGUAGUCGAGGUAACUUUCCAGGCUUAUCAGGACACAUCACACCCCGAAAUACCAUGAUGCCACCAGGGCCACCUCAAAUUUCCCCAAGUGUUCCAGCACCUACGUCUCAGGAUAUGACCAAUAGCGACGCAUACAGCCUCCUCAAUCCCUUUGCACCUUUGCAAGCUCCAGGUAUGGGAAACGCGGCGAGUGCAUAUCUGAGCGGUGCAGGCACGUUUCUUGGAAUUGCACAGCAGUCAUCCGAUAAUCCCAUGCCGAAUGAUGAUAUUGUGCAUCUAUUCAAUGGCGAAGACAUGGGGUUCUGGUCUGGCGGAAAUCUUGGCUAUGGUGGAAACUUCGCUUUUCAAGAUUAA
Messenger RNA from Parastagonospora nodorum SN15, 2001 nucleotides. RefSeq lists its product as hypothetical. The transcript is spliced from 4 exons. Bases 1 to 2001 code for a protein of 666 amino acids. NCBI's taxonomy places the organism in Eukaryota, Fungi, Ascomycota, Dothideomycetes, Pleosporales, Phaeosphaeriaceae. The record is from RefSeq and is a predicted model, not a curated record.